AUGAAGGUAAUCCCCGGAAUCGGGAUAUGUCUUCGUGUGAUUUUCUCUGAACCCUCCCUCUCUUCUUUGUUUAACUCUCUUCUACGACCGGGUUCUUCUUUGGCUUCUCGGUUUUGGGCGGUGGGAAUCAGAUAGCGGUGGAAGGAUGCAUGCACGGGGAGCUCGACAAUGUCUACGCGACCAUGCAGCAUUUGGAGAGGGUGGAGAACAUCAAGAUCGACUUGCUUAUUUGCUGUGGCGACUUCCAGGUUCUCUUCUCCUGGUUUCAAAUCCUAGAGAAGUGACGCAUUUAUUUGAUAAAAGAUCAGCGCGGGCUCGGCGUUGUUUUCAUAAAUGUAUUGAUAUGGUCAACCUGGGCUAGCUAUCUGGAAGAUGAUUUGAAUGUCCUUCUCCCAGAAUGGGGCGCAAAUACAAUGAGCAUGUGGGUGCGGAUUGGAUCGUGUUGUUGGAAAGUUUAGAAUACUUGGAAGACGUUGAUACAGCGUGAAAACACUCAUGAUGCACCAUAAAGAGCAAUAUAUGGCUUGUUUUUUGUGUUGCUGUGUCAGUUUUUUUCCUCAUUUCUGUGAGAUUUGGAUAGGAUUUAUAUCAAUAAAAUCUGAUUUGGGUCUGAAUGUAAAUCUAAAACCUGUAAUUUGGAAACAUAUUUCCCGUUUAAACCAGAGUAAACCCACAAAUUCGCAACUAUUGAGAAUAAAAAGGAUAUGCAUACGCAGGAAUACUCGGCAGAUUAUCCUGAAGGUGGUUAGUCUAGGGCAGGAAAAUGUAGGUAUGUGGACCACCUGCACGUAUCCUUGGAAAGUUUAUCAAGACUAAUUGGCUUACUUUAUCAUUGGAAAGCAAGGAGACUCAAGUCUUGCUAGUGUUUAAAUUUCCAAGUAUGAUACUAUAUGUUGUUAAUGAAACUGCUUGGUUUUAGUCAAAAGUUAGUGUGGAUUUAUCUUAAAUCCUACUGUGAUUACAAAGCUGUGUCUUAUCUCAUUUUAUAUUUUCCAGUGCCAGUAUAUCUAUUAUUUUCUAGCUGCCUUUGGAUUUUUUAUUUUUGAAAUAUGCUGGUGAAACCACUCCUUAUUUUUUGUCUUUUUGCAAACAGGCAGUCAGAUAUCAAAGCGACUUAAACAGCUUAAAUGUCAAACCAAACUAUCGAAAAAUGAACUCCUUUUGGAAAUACUAUUCUGGAGAAGAAAUAGCUCCAUAUCCAACCAUUUUUAUUGGCGGCAAUCAUGAAGCAUCCAACUAUUUGUGGGAAUUGUGAGUUUUUCUUUUCAUUCAUCUUUUGUUUCUGAGGUUACGUUGAAAAUACAUAAUUUUAUACAUCGAUAGCUAUUUGGAAACCUUUCAUUAAUUCAUCAAAGAUUUUGGAGAGUGUAGGUAUUCCCUCUAAUGGCUGUGGUUUUCCAUUUGGUUGCGAAACCCAGAUAAUAUAAGGAUUUCCUGGAGUUUGGUGAUUUUCUGGUUGAUGCUGACGAAGAAGCACCAUAAAAAAGAUUCAUCUACAAAUAAUCAAAAGACGGUUGAUCAUUGGAAUGGAAUAUAUUUUGACUUUUAAAUGCUGAAAAUUUUAAAAUGAGAUCUGCAUUCAGAGAAAGUUGUUCUCGGAGCAUAGAGCAGUAGAGUUUCUUGAUUCGCUGGCCAGCUGAUUAAAUCAGUAAAAGAUAAAUUUUGACCGUCCCCGGUCCAGCAGAACCUGUCCCGUAUGCCUCCUGUUGUCCUUUUUUUUUCCUAAUAUCUCCCCGCCGUCAGUUAUUUAAUUUCAGUCUGUAAUUGUUUACAAUGUUUCCGACUUGUUGCAUACAUGUUCCACUUCCGUUAAAUCCGUUGUUUAUGACGUGGUAAGAGACAAAUAAUGGCCUUUAAAAGUAUGUUCUGUUGCAGAUGAAAAGCCUGACAUUCACUGUAAUAAAAAAACAUGCCACCAUGCAUUGGGAAGGCUAUGUUGCCCCUCACUUCCUCUAUUUUGUUUGUCACUGAAAAUAUAUUGACGUUGUCUUUCUUUGUCAGGUAUUAUGGUGGAUGGGCGGCACCCAACAUUUAUUUCUUAGGGUAUGCUGGGGUUAUAAAAUUUGGUGACAUUCGUAUUGGCGGAUUAUCAGGAAUAUAUAAUCCACGACAUUAUAACCUUGGUUAGUGACGACAAUGCCAAGUAUGCGUUUUUUUCGAGAUUUUUUUUUGUUAUUUUCUUAUUUUUCCUUGCGCAAUUGAUUCUCAACAUUCUAACAAAAUAUACGCUCCUUUGGGUGACUUCUGAUUCCUAUCCCACAUGAUACUAUUAUUGCUCAUGUAUUAUUUUUUGAUUUUUUGCCAACAUGGCAGCAGAACUAUUAGGCUUCCUCAAAUUACGAAAAAAAUCUAAUCUUCCCUCCCGUCAGACAGUGACUGUUACUCGGUAAGAAAAUUGAUAAAUAUUUGGAAACUACACUUGACCAUUACAUUUAAUUCUCAAUUUCUCCAUUUGAAACUCGUCAUAUUUGAACUAUUGACAUGUUGGUUUCUAAAUGUCAUAUCAAAUUGGCAUUUUAAUGUUGCUGUUUAUAAAUAGUUCAGCGAAAGCCUCUAAGAAGAUGAUCUGUUAUUUGGCAGGACACUAUGAGAGACCUCCUUAUAAUGAGAGUGAUAUUCGAUCCAUAUAUCAUGUUAGGGAAUAUGAUGUUUUCAAGCUCAUGCAAAUCAAGGAACCAAUUGAUAUUUUCAUUUCACAUGAUUGGCCUCUCGGUAUAACUGAUUUUGGCGAUUCUGAUAAUCUUAUUCGCAAGAAGCCGUAUUUUAGAAGGGAGGUACGUGUAUCUAUGGUUACUACAUACAUUCUGGAUAUUCUAGAGUAACCCUCGAAUAAUUUACAUUUCAGAGUGGCUAGUAAUUUCUGACCUUCAUUAUCUUGAUUUUUUUCUUUUACUGAAAAAUUUGAAUAAUUACAUCUCCUUCAUAGAGUGGUUGUAGAAGUAACUUUGAUGAAAAAUGCCAGAGUUUGAACACGACAGAUUUAUUUUAUGUUCGUUACUUGGUGUUCCCUAGAUUGAGGAACGAUCUCUGGGAAGUAGGGCAGCAGCACAACUACUAGACAAGUUGAAACCGCCUUAUUGGUUCUCUGCUCAUCUUCAUUGCAAAUUUCCUGCUGUAAUUCAGCAUGGAGAGAAUGGGCCUGUGACAAAAUUUCUUGCUCUUGACAAGUGCCUCCCAAGGCGUCAGUUUUUACAGGUAUGGUCCGUUUUCCAGAUGGUCAUUUCUCUUUUCAUCAGUGAAAUUAUAUUUUAGUCUCUGUCUCUGAUUUUUUUUAGAUUUUGGAAAUCGGAUCAGAUCCUGGACCCCAUGAAAUUAUGUUUGAUGAAGAGUGGCUUGCAAUAACACGGCAAUUUAAUUCUGUCUUCCCUUUGACACGAAAACCCUGGCUGGGGUAAGCGCAUCACUACUAUGGACAGACUGUCAUAUAUAAUCUUCCGUUGUAUGCGAAGUUAAUUGCUUCAUGCUUUCAACUCAGUGCUCCCGAAGUUGAGAACCAGGAUCACUACCAAUGGAUCAAAGACAAGCUGAAGGCCAGAGGGGGUAGGCCCUUUGAGUUUAUCCGAACUCCUCCAUCUUCUGGUAGCUAAUGGUUUACUUUUUUUCUUCGAUCCCCUUAAUAUUCUGAAAUGCUGAUCUGUGACCUUGGACAUUCAUCUCUGAAAAUUUGUUCAUUCACAUUCUAGGUCAUCAACGGAACCCUCAGACAGAAUCUCUGUUAGAAUUCUUAGAACUUCCUUAUCUCCUUGACGUAACAAGAGAGACAAGUGUAGUAUUACAAGGUAAUAUUCUAUGCCUUAAUCUUUGUCGAUGUAAAAAUGGUCUUCAUUAUUCAUAUUAUUCCUUGAAAUGUGUACGCCGAUUUCAAUCUUUUGUUAAUAAGAAGGAAAAUGAAUUGUUUGGUGAAACCAUGGGGAAAUAAUGUGAAUAUAUUUCUAUGAAACUCCAUUUUAGUGCAGACUCAUCUUUUACUCCUCUAGUGUGUUAGGACCACCCUGGUUAAAGUUCUCCUUUCUCAUUUGUUCGUCUGAUUUUGAUGUCAGAACCUUGGGGUUGCUGCUAUGAAUGCCUUUCCCUUCCAUUAUUGAUUCUUUUUCCAUUACUCGCGUUCCCAUUCCAUUUGGGUAAAGGAAUUCCUUAAACUGUCGCCAUGAUGAGUAUGAAACUGUUUGUUUAAUAUAUAUGAUUAUCUUCACGAUUAAAAAACUUGUGUGAGAGUACCUCAACGUGGGGAUCUUAUCUGGCGGGUGGCUGGCAGACCAGGCUAGCCUAGUAUUUUGAUGGAUGUUCGAGCCUGGUCUUAGCCGGUUUCUGGCCUGAAAACACCACACAAGCCAAAAAUAAGUCUGCUAUCACCUCCAUGUGAUACGCUAUCUACACCCUGCACCUCACCUCCUCUCUCAUGUCUCCCCCGAGGGGCCUGCCUUCAGGGUCCUCCACUGCGAGGUGGCAGAUGCUGUGGCGACGUUGAUAUAGAGUGGGGACUGGUUACCUCCUAGUUUGCUUACCACCCCUCUGCUAUAUGGAGGGAAUUCGUAGGCGUAUUGGCAUCAUUUGCACCUCAUGAUAGGUUGUCUUCUUUCUUGUAAGCAGUGUGAAUCAUCUCAUGUUAGCUGUAACUUCAUCACCAUUAUGCCACUCAGUUCAUCUGUAGACAUGCAUGGUGAUCCCCAUGUUAGGAGGUUUCUACUCCUAACAGGGCUGGAAGCAGGUUAGGCGGUGACUUCAUAGGGUCUGAUAUUUUCUUCUAUCUGAACACAAACAAAAAUAUAUCAAACCGAUUUGACUUUCGCUGCGGCAUCUUACUCCUGAUUAUUUUUCCUUGAAUUAGUUUAUCAUAUGCGUUUUGGCUGAUAAUAAUAUAAUUGACAGAUGACAUUAAUUAUUCUCAGGCAAUGUUCCUUCUCGAUUGUCACUCUCUACCCAUCUCCAUAUUUCAAUCUGGGUAGGGCCUUUUUGUACGGCUCAUUCUAUUAUAUAUAUAUAUAUAAUUUUAUUUUCUUCAUUUCAUUUAUUUUCUGUAUUGGGAUUUUUCUUCUGUUUCUCUCUCCAUGCAUGACAAUACGGCCCCUUGCGUCACAAUCAGCCAUGUUUUUUCUAUAUAUAUAUAUAUAUAUAUAGUCUCAAAAAAAUGUCGUUCGUGAAAUGCAGGGGCAGAGGACCAGCCGUUGGAGGAAGACGGUGGGAAUGGGGCCUCUGAUGACAUAGACGAAAUGGAAGAGCUUACAGUUGCCGGUGACCCUGAUGCUUAG
Spirodela intermedia is the source of this 5249-nucleotide messenger RNA. NCBI's taxonomy places the organism in Eukaryota, Viridiplantae, Streptophyta, Magnoliopsida, Alismatales, Araceae. The record is from the annotation of a GenBank genome assembly.